AUGAGCUCGAAACAAUCAAAAUCAAAGCAGUCUGCAAAGGAGAACAAGCCAGAUAGUAAAGAUAUUCGAAGCAUACUAUCAGCCAACGUACUCAUUGCUGCUCCUGCAAAUGGACUAAAAACCAAGACUCUUGCACAGUCAUCACCAACAAAAAGCAUUCCUCAAAUGUGGCCUCCUCCUGUUCCAAAGAAGCAGUCUAUACUCACGUCAGGUCUCACUACCGGUACACUCAAACCGAAGAACGAUACAGCUGUCAAGAAACCAAAUGCUCUCUCUAAUGCUCUAGUCUCAAGAGCUGAGAAUGAAAUUGGUCUACAUUCAGCUGCAUCUACCAAACCAGCACUUCAAGCACCCAAACCGCCACCUCCUCAGUCAACGAGAUCCAUCAUCCAAACUACGAAACAACCACCCCAAGCAGUAAAGCCUUUCCAAGCACCACCGAAACUGCUAAAUCAAGUGCCAAAAGCAUCAGCUGGGCUGCUAAAAUCGUUACUUGAAGUACCGAAACCUAUAGAAAAACCACCAAUUGUGAAGUCAACAGAAAACACUCCAACCGUAACGAAGAAACGAGCAUCAGAAGUCGACCUAGUUGAAAGUGUCAACAAGAAGAGCAAAACUCCUGUAAAAGCUACAUCACCUCCACGUGCUUCUGCACCCUCAUCAUUGACUGCAAAUCCACCCACAGCCAAAGAUAAAUCUAUAUACACUACUCCAAACGCUACCAAGGUGGGCGUAAUACCAUCUGAAAGCCCUAAUGGUGAAAGUCCUAAUGGCGCUUGUAAAUGGUCUAAUGGUUACGGUGAUGCUGGUGUGGCUGCUGGUGAUCAUGUUGUAUGGGCAAUGUCGCCAGCACUAGAAAAGAUCAAGAAAGGAUCCUGGUCUGCUGAUACAUCACUUCCUCUACCACCUGCUACUCAAUUGCCACCCCCUUUGGCAGCUUCGCCUUCAAAUAGAGGGCUGAUAGGUGCUUUUGGUCGAAGGGGAUUCAAAAGAUCUCUAAGUCACGAUAGUUUGACCUUGGCAGCACAUAAACGACCAAGGCCAGAUCAAUGGUCUGGUAGCUCCAAAUCAGAUGGAUUGUCAGACGUUGCCGAGUUGGUUCAAGAAGCCAUAAGUGACGUCAAAAACCAUACUAAUCGUCGACAUUCAGAAGGAGCAAAUGGAAGUAAACGUGAUGAUCCUGCCGCACUUCCGAUGUCUGCUGAUGGAGACCUCGCAUUGUCCGAUAGUAAAUGUAACGGACUCCAACUCAAGCCUCGUCGAUUCGGUACGGAUGCCUCGUCUAAAGCCAAUAUCCAAGCAGUAGAUAAUAAUAAUUGUCAUAACAGUAACGACAAAGAGAAAUCAACUAAGACCCGUCUUGAAGGAAGGGGCAAAGAAAACAUAUCACCAUACGCAUAUCCCGAAACGAGAAAUCAUCGGCUAGUACCACCGCCUGUGGUUGAGACUGUGGCAGUUAAUAAACAAAUCAGUGAUGACGAGAUAUUUGAAGGGGAAUUAGAUGAUGAAUUCUUGGCUUCGUUGUCUAUUGACGAGGUGGUGGCCAGUGCUCAAUCUGCUGCAGCUAGUGCAGCCAAGCUCUCAUCUAUAUCGCCCAUUCGAGCUAUAGCAGCAGCCAAAAACUUUCGACGGUAUCUCGUAUUGGAAGUACGAGAAAGUCAGUACAUCUACUCUGGAACUUCAAAAGCACCAGAAAAGAUAUUGCGAGCAUGGGAUGAUGAUCGCAAAAUCGAUACUUUCAUUCAUUUACGAGAAGAUUGGCUGGAGACCGAAGCACGCGUUGGUGAUUUUAUUCACUAUAUUGGUGACUUGGAACUACUCGGAGGAUUCAAAUACGUGGUUAACAACGACAAGAAUAUGAUUGUCUUACAUCCUGACGUGCUAUUGUCGGCCACAACCGUAUCUGAAGCUGGUUGUACACGACGAGCGGUACUACAAGAACGAGUUCGAGGAACGGAUGUACGUUCUGCAGAACCACUGUUUGGAACCAUGCUUCAUGAUCUCUUCCAAGAAGCGCUGUUCCGUGGAUCAUUCGAUAUCUCGAGAAUGGAGGCUGAUAUACCACGAAUUAUAUCUCGCAACAUCGAUGGGCUUUGGGCUGUGAACGAGACAGAGGUGACGGCUCAGCAACGUCUGACUGCAGCACUGUCGUUUUAUAAGGAUUGGUCUGUCAAAUUUCUUGUUUCGAAGCCGCAAGCUCUCCUUCCCGAUCAUCGUAAAGGUCCAAUCACCAGAUCUGUUGCUGUAUCUAAAAUAUUGGACAUUGAAGAGAAUGUGUGGUCACCAAAGCUUGGACUGAAAGGCAAGGUCGAUGCCACUGUGACGGUCAAGAUACAAGAAGGCACAGGUCCGAUAUCAACCAGACUAGCACCUCUCGAAGUGAAAACUGGAAGGGCAUUCAUUGCCCCAUCUCAUUUGAAGCAGACUAGUCUCUACACCAUGCUGCUCGGUGAUCGAUACGAGGUUACUGUCAAGUGUGGCCUUCUCUAUUAUGUCAAAGCAAAUAAGGCCCAAGGAGAAGAGGAGAUGAUUCAUGUUGGACCUGCUUGGGAAGAGACUCGAUCUCUUAUGGUUCAACGUAAUCGUAUGGUUAGCUUCUUGACUUCGAGUGAUGCUCUUCCUGAAGUCAUUAAAGCAAAUACUUGUAACAAUUGCUUUGUCCGUGAUACCUGUAUUCUCUACCACAAGGCCACAGAAAAUGGUAAUUCAACAUCAUUUGGAUUCCCUGAAGUUUUUGAGAAAAAGACGAACCAUUUGACAAAUGACCACACAGCAUUCUUUGAAAAAUGGGAACGUCUAAUAUCUCUAGAAGAGAAGACUUCCGAUAAAUUCCGUGCAGAGAUUUGGAAUAUGACUUCUGAAGAUCGACAAAAGGCUGGUCGAGCUUUUGGUCGUAUGAAACUUGACAUGGCCCAUUAUAGUAGACAUGCACAGAAGCAUGACUUCUCAAUCACCGGUCGACACCAAUACAGAUUCCUUCGUGAAGGAAGACCUUCGCUCGAUACUACACCUUCGCUAUCGCUAAUAAAUGCCCAAAUAUCUAUUGGUGAUACUGUAGUCAUCUCGUCUGAAGAUGGUCUGCAUAUAGGAUUGGCAAUCGGGUUCGCAACGGAGUUGACUCCAGAAUCCAUCGUCGUAUCCCUUGAUCGACCUCUCGCUGGUCCACCUCGACGAGUACGAGACAUGGGCUUUCCUUUUAACCCUGAAAGUAAUCAGGAGUAUACAGGAGUGCUUAAUACAAUAGCUCCUCCUGAUCACAUGCUCUUUCGAAUCGACAAGGAUGAGUUUUCGUCGUCAAUGGGAUUGGUUCGAGGACAUUUAGUGACGUUGCUUGGUAUUGGUGACCGAGAUACUCGUCGACGUAGUCUUAUAGUAGAUUUGGAGCCUCCGAGAUUCUCUGCUGUACCGUCGCCUUCUCAAGUAGCAGCUCUGGGUGUAAGUUUGAACAUAGAUCAACGGAACGCAGUGCAGAGAGUACAGUCUGCUCAAGACUAUGCGCUGAUUUUGGGUAUGCCAGGAACCGGGAAGACCACGACUAUAUCCAUUCUCAUUCGAACGCUCGCUGCUGAGGGCAAGUCUGUGUUACUCACGUCAUAUACUCAUACCGCUGUCGAUAAUGUGCUGCUGAAAUUAAAGCAAGAUAAUGUUGAUUUUGUACGAUUGGGAAAUGUUGACAAGGUCCAUCCGGGAGUCGUCGAAUACACACCCAACUAUCACGGUGACAUUAAAACAGUGGCGCAACUAGAUGCAUUCUAUGAAUCGAAAUUAGUUGUUGCAACUACUUGUUUAGGUGUCUCUCACGGGAUGUUUGGCAAACGUGAAUUCGAUUAUUGCAUUGUUGAUGAGGCAUCGCAGUUGACGCUCCCGGUAUGUCUUGGUCCUUUGAGAUAUGCCAAGAGAUUUGUAUUGGUUGGAGAUCAUUAUCAACUACCACCAUUGGUCAAACACCAAGAGGCAAGGGACAAUGGCCUCUCCGUGUCGUUGUUCCGUCGAUUAUCGGAAGCACACCCUUCAGCCGUGACAUAUCUCGAACAUCAAUAUCGUAUGUGUGCUGAUAUUACACUACUGUCCAAUACCCUUGUGUACCAUCAUCGACUACGAUGUGGAACACCUGAAGUUGCGAGUGCGAUACUUCAUGUACCAAAACUAGUGGAUGGUAUGCAAGAGCUUCAUGUAUCUCAACGCAAUGUUAUGCAGCAAGAAAAUGGGCUCUGUGAUGGCCAAUCUUGUUGGAUUCAGGAUAUUAUUGAUCCAAAACGACGUGUCGUGUUUGUGGACACGGAUGCUGUGCCAGCACUAGAUUCCAAACACGGAGAAUCGACUCAAAAUGAUACGGAGGCAGUUUUGGUCAAGCAGACGGUGGAAUGUCUCAUCAAAUCUGGUGUUGAGGAGACCUCGAUUGGUGUGAUUUCACCAUAUCGAUCACAAUUGAAAAUAAUGGCACACACAUUACUGAAUCAUCCUGGUGUUGAAGUACACACCGUUGACAAGUUUCAAGGAAGGGACAAGGAGUGUGUCGUCGUCUCUCUUGUUCGAUCGAAUCCAAAUCAGAAUAUUGGUGACUUGUUACGUGAUUGGCGACGAAUUAAUGUUGCCUUCACUCGUGCCAAGCACAAGGUCAUCAUAUUUGGAUCCAAGAGUACUUUGGCUGCUACAGAUCUAUUCAAUGAGUUCUUUGAUCUUGUUGAAAAGCAAAAUUGGGUUUACAAAUUGCCACCAAAAGCUCAUGAAUUGCAUAAUAUUCAAUACGCAAUUACCACUCCAGCGACCACUCCACGUCCCUUAUCAAUGGCUGGCAUGUCCAAGGCACAUCCAUUAAUAAGGGACAUUCUAGCUGAUACAUCCAGAGUUGAGACAUUUGUACCUUUGUAA
This is a messenger RNA of Synchytrium microbalum, 4872 nucleotides long. RefSeq lists its product as uncharacterized. NCBI's taxonomy places the organism in Eukaryota, Fungi, Chytridiomycota, Chytridiomycetes, Synchytriales, Synchytriaceae. The coding region runs from base 1 to 4872 and encodes 1623 amino acids. The record is from RefSeq and is a predicted model, not a curated record. Gene Ontology annotation, biological process: replication fork reversal. Gene Ontology annotation, molecular function: single-stranded DNA helicase activity; 5'-flap endonuclease activity. Gene Ontology annotation, cellular component: cytoplasm. The transcript is spliced from 16 exons.